AUGUCGUGUUACCUCCUGUUUACUGAAGAAAAUGGUCGUCUAACCAGUGAACUGAAUUCAGACUCCCAGUCACGCACGCUUUUUGCUAAAGAAAGAAUGCGUACAACCCGCAAAGUAUCGGUGUGGCCCGUGGGACUGGUAGGAGGACGACGGUACGAGCGCCCAGUUGUGGAAAACGGCAAAGUUGUUGGCUGGUACACUGGCUGGAGAGCUGACAGGCCCUUUGCUAUUGACAUGGCAGGAUUUGCUGUGAGUCUUCAGGUGAUUCUGUCGCAUCCGAAAGCCGUAUUCAAGCGUCGUGGUUCUCAACCGGGAAUGCAAGAAUCUGAUUUCCUGAAACAGAUAACAACAGUGGAGGAGCUGGAGCCAAAAGCAAACAACUGCACAAAGGUUCUUGUAUGGCACACGCGAACAGAGAAAGUAAAUCUAGCCAAUGAGCCAAAAUACCAUCUGGACACAGUCAGUAUUGAGGUAUGA
Pygoscelis adeliae (Adelie penguin) is the source of this 477-nucleotide messenger RNA. RefSeq names its product beta-1,3-glucuronyltransferase 2 (gene B3GAT2). Gene Ontology annotation, cellular component: Golgi membrane. NCBI's taxonomy places the organism in Eukaryota, Metazoa, Chordata, Aves, Sphenisciformes, Spheniscidae. Bases 1 to 477 code for a protein of 158 amino acids. Gene Ontology annotation, biological process: chondroitin sulfate proteoglycan biosynthetic process; carbohydrate metabolic process. The transcript is spliced from 4 exons. The record is from RefSeq and is a predicted model, not a curated record. Gene Ontology annotation, molecular function: galactosylgalactosylxylosylprotein 3-beta-glucuronosyltransferase activity.